Telopea speciosissima is the source of this 1569-nucleotide messenger RNA. RefSeq lists its product as uncharacterized. NCBI's taxonomy places the organism in Eukaryota, Viridiplantae, Streptophyta, Magnoliopsida, Proteales, Proteaceae. The record is from RefSeq and is a predicted model, not a curated record. Bases 1 to 1569 code for a protein of 522 amino acids. The transcript has a single exon. Gene Ontology annotation, molecular function: nucleic acid binding; zinc ion binding.
AUGGAGACAUAUCUGAAAUCAUUGGACUAUGGUGUUUGGAUGUCUGUGAAGAAUGGAUACAAAAUUCCCACAGGUGAUAUAACUGAUACAGUUGAACUCAAGAAGUAUGAAAACGACUCUAAGGCUAAGAAUGCACUUCUGAGUGCAUUGGUCAACACUGAGUUUGCCAGAGUUGUUGGAUGUGAGACUGCUAAAGAAGUGUGGGACAAGUUACAGAAUGCCCAUGAAGGUGAUGAGAAGAUCAAAGAGGCAAAACUACAACACUAUAGGUCACUGUUUGAUAAUUUGAAGAUGUCUGAUGAAGAUACAGAGGAAAGCUUCAUGAGUAAAGUGAAUGAAAUUAUAAACGCCAUCAGAAGUCUUAGUGAGAAAAUCAAGGAUGCAGUGGUAGUAAAGAAGAUUCUCAGGUCUUUGCUAGAUCUUUAUAACCCAACGGUGUCUGCUAUAGAAGAGUCAAAGAACUUGAAUGAGUUGAGUUUAGAUGAAUUGCAUGGUAUAUUGACUGCAUAUGAAAUGAAAAUGGUGAAGCCUAAAUCCACAGAGAAGGAGGCUACAUUUAAAGUCAUGAAGAAGUUGAAAAUUAAGCAAGAAAAUGAUAAUGAAGAUUAUGAUGAUGAGCUUAUUGCCUACCUUGCCAGGAAGUUCAAGAAUGAUAAAGGUAAAUACAAGGGAAAACUUUCCUUGAAAUGCUUUAAUUGUGGAGGUAUAGGACAUUUUGCCUCUAAGUGUCCAAAGAAGGGCAAAACAGUUGAGUCAGAUGAUGAAGACACUCAACCCUCCAAGAAUAGCUUUAAAAAGAAAAAGCUCAUUUCAAAAAAGAAUGACACCUUCAAGAAAAAGAGUUCGAUGACAAAAGAAGAUGACACAUUUUCAGAAGAAUUAAUAGAAGUUGAAGACUCUGAUGAUGAACUAAUGUUCAUGGUCUUAGCAAGUAAUGACCAUCAAGAAGAGGAAGAAAAAUCUGAUAAGGAUGAAGAAUCAGAAGCUGAAGAUCUGGAAACUAUUUUUUAUACUACCUUAAAUGAGCUCAAGAUAGAAAGAAAGAGAAGCAAGAUGUUGGAGAAGCAGCUUGUAGAAGAAAGAGAGAAAAUUAGUCAACUAAAGUUCACCAUUGAAGAAACACAGAAGAUGACUGAAGAUAUUAGCAUUAACUUAUCUUUGAAAGUUGAUGAAUGUGCUCAGCUUGAAGAAGAAAUAGUAAAACUAAAGGUAGAACUAGAAAAUUUGAAAAAUAAGGACUACCUUACAGUUACAAAUACAUCUCCAAUAGCUAUAACUGUGAAUGACAAGGGCAAAGAGGUCUGUGUUCAAGAAACUAAAGAAGAACAUGAUCAAGUAACAAAUGGAGCUAGCAUGUUAGAUGAUCUCCUUAGUAGACAAAGACCUAUCAAUGAUAAAUCUGGUCUUGGCUAUGAGAAUGGAAGUUCUUCAAAGAGAGUAAAGAUAAAAGGGAAUGGCACUACACAUAAUCCGGUUAGGUUUGUUAGUGAGAAGAGAAGAGGUUCAAGACAUAUGAAUUCUACUAGCAAGAAGGUUGACGAAGAUGGGUUUACUACUAUAUACUAUUAG